Messenger RNA from Ilex paraguariensis (yerba mate), 458 nucleotides. NCBI's taxonomy places the organism in Eukaryota, Viridiplantae, Streptophyta, Magnoliopsida, Aquifoliales, Aquifoliaceae. The record is from the annotation of a GenBank genome assembly.
AAGACAAGACACAUCCUAGUGGGGAAAGUGGCAUAGGGUUUUCGAGUCUCAUCCAGCAAUCAGUUGGACAAUCUAGAUUUUCCAAUUUAGGUAGCAAUGGGCCAACGCUAGGCCUUGAAGAUAUGUAUGAGUCAGUAGCUCAACCAUCCUUGAGGUUCUCUAAGACGAGACAUUUUGCCGAAGCCCUCAAGGCUGGCCUUAAAAUUGGUUCAGAGGCAAAUAAAGGGAUAAUUUCUCAGCCACUCAUUGCAAGGCUUCCUGCCGAAGGACGGGGCCGCCAUCAAUUACUCCCACAAUACUGGCCAAGGAUUACUGACGAAGAGUUGCAGAAGUUAUCCAGAGAUUUAAAUUCCAUUAUUGUGUCAUUGUUUGAGAAGGUUUUAAGCGCUAGUGAUGCUGGUCAAAUUGGUUGUUUGGUCCUACCCAAAGCAUGUGUUGAAGCUUAUAGUUCUAGUUAA